AUGGCAUUGCCGUCUGCCGUCGGCGAGGCGGAACGCGGGAAUGUGAGGUUUGAAGACAGCGUUCAAGGCUGCUCGAGCUGGCCAACCAUGACGUGGUCGAUGGCAGAAAGUAAAAUGAAUCUUCAAGUGCGGAGUUCAACGGCCAAUUCCAUCAAUCUGAGCUGGAACUCAUUUCUCCCGAUCGAUGGUACAUCCACACAAGGGCAUUAUGUGGUCUAUUAUACGACAACAUUCUCUAAUCAUAUCCAGAGUUGGCUGGGCCAAAUUGAGGCGGGAAACGAAACACACACAUCCAUUAGAAAUUUGAAAGACGGAACCGAUUAUUACUUCCGGGUGAGCUAUCGCAUUCCAGGGCGUGGCGUACAUUUAGAAGGGCACCUUUCAGAAGUAGCCUUACAUCGGACAGGAACGCCAGCUCCACUAGGUGGCUGCGAACACGACAGCAGGCAUUAUGACGAAGGCAUGACAAUCCACCAGUCCUGUGACUCGGUCUGUGACUGUCUCCUGGGUUCCUGGAUCUGUAGGCCAAGGGGUUGUCCACCUAAACCCGAUGUCCGUAUCAACCCCGUGAACUGCCGAGAGGAACCCCACCCGGAUGACCCGGAGUGCUGUACCAUGAUCAAGUGCGAAGAGGGUUCCAACGAUUCCAUUCAACCAGCCGAUUGCAACGAUGGUGGUGUGCUCCGAGUCCACGGGGAGACCUACUACCACGAAUGUGAUGAAGUAUGCUUCUGCGACAACGGGGUAUCAGACUGCACCCGUAGGUGUCCUGAUGCGGGCCAGAUGAUACCAGACCUCCAGACGUGCCCCCAUCCCACGCUCCUUGAGCCGCCAGAAGGGGAAUGCUGCCCCCAUUGGUCGUGCCCUCCUCCGCCCAACUCAUGUGAGCUGAAUGGCAACACCUACGAAGACGGGGAGUAUUUCGACGUGGAUUGCAGCAUGCGGUGUCAGUGCCUUGGCGGGAGUGUGCGCUGCGUCCCUAGAUGUCCGGUCAGCUUUGCCGUGUCCACUGUGAACUGUCCUAACCCCACGCGCGUUCAGCUACCAGGCGAGUGCUGUCUGCAGUGGGAGUGUGAACAGCCCGCUGAGCAGGUUUGUAUCCACAACGGAGAAUUUCCAAGACAUUAA
Molecule: messenger RNA, 1128 nt
Organism: Strongylocentrotus purpuratus (purple sea urchin)
Lineage: Eukaryota; Metazoa; Echinodermata; Echinoidea; Camarodonta; Strongylocentrotidae
Product: kielin/chordin-like protein
Exons: 7
Coding region: 1-1128 (375 amino acids)
Biological process (GO): cell adhesion; signal transduction
Cellular component (GO): extracellular matrix
Molecular function (GO): integrin binding; heparin binding
Source: RefSeq, a predicted model, not a curated record